This is a messenger RNA of Anolis carolinensis (green anole), 9669 nucleotides long. It is a transcript of the gene gpr25, whose product is annotated as G protein-coupled receptor 25. The coding region runs from base 7856 to 8938 and encodes 360 amino acids. Gene Ontology annotation, biological process: G protein-coupled receptor signaling pathway; cell chemotaxis; calcium-mediated signaling. Gene Ontology annotation, molecular function: C-C chemokine receptor activity; C-C chemokine binding. The transcript has a single exon. Gene Ontology annotation, cellular component: external side of plasma membrane; membrane. The record is from RefSeq and is a predicted model, not a curated record. NCBI's taxonomy places the organism in Eukaryota, Metazoa, Chordata, Lepidosauria, Squamata, Anolidae.
AUGCAAGCAAACAAAAUAUGUUUCUGGUAUCCAGAACAAUGCUUUUGGUUCCUUUUUUAAAAUCAUAUUUUCAUACCAAAUGACUGGAACGUAAGCUCAAAAAAACUCAAAGGGAUUUGUUGACCCUAUUUGGGAGAGGGUAGUGUUAUUCAUUAUUUUUAAAAGGCUAUGAUUAGAUUUCCUGCUGUUUCCAUUCUCUACUCAUUUCUUCCAGUUAAUAAUUUUAAUAAUGAUCUAGUAUUUUAAUUUUUUUCAUGCCAGGAGCGACUUGAGAAACUGCAAGUCGCUUCUGAUGUGAGAGAAUUGGCUGUUUGCAAGGAUAUUGCCCAGGGGACGCCCAAAUGUUUUGAUGUUUUUACCAGCCUUGUGGGAGGCUUCUCUCAUGUCCCUGCAUGGAGCUGGUGCUGAUAGAGGGAGCUCAUCCGUGCUCUCCCUGGGUUGGAUUCAAACCGGCAACCUUCAGCUCAUCAGUCCUGCCAGCACAAUGAUUUAACCCACCGUGCCACAGAGAGCUCCGUAAUAUUUCAAAUUAAUUAUAUUUAUAUUUGUCAUUGUAAGGCAUCUUGAGUGCCACUGCUGGGGCGUAUAAAUUUGCUCAAUAAAUACAACACAAUUUAAAAUAUUUUAUCUAAAAAAUAGAAAAUCAUCAAACUGAUAGAUGCUGAGAAAGUAUCCAGUAUAAUUCCUAAUUGACGAAUUAGUCACUUACCAGUCAGACUUUACUCAGAAAAAUGAGAAGCAUAUUUUAAUGAGAUGCUGGCUUGAGUGCAGAAACAAAAUAUCCUCAACAACUGUAUUCGUUUCUCUUUGGAAACAGAUAGGUAGAUUUAUUGAACUGGCCAAUACCAAGUUGGAUUGUUGACAGUGAAUUAUAUGAAUAAUAAAACAUCAGCAUGGCAAUCAGACAAGAGCUGCAGGUAAGAAAAUGAAAUGUUAGUGUAAAUAGGCUAUGUGGUUUUUUAUGUAAUGAAUUGGAUAGCAGAGAAAUAAGUAGAAUAAUUAUGAACUCAUAUUUUGCUGGGAUGGGGUAGGGGAGAUUUAGAUCACAAAUAAGCUGGUGGAACAUUCACUUUAUACAGUGUAUAUCCAGGAAAGAAAAUAAUAAAAACAUUCUAGCAGUAAAUCCAAACUCAACUGAAGCCUGUCCCCCUGCUAUUCGGGAAACACCACUAGUACCUAAUUAUCAUGAACAUGCCAGCAAUGCCAUAUAUGCAUGGAUGAAGCCAAAUUCACAGGAAAUGGGCAUGCAUGUACACAAUGACACAGUAGUACCCUGAAUCCCACCAGCCCCAAUUGCUCAGCCAGCAAUGCCCUUCUACUUCAGCCAGUUCUUACACUUUUGCAAAGGCAUGGCUUCAAAUCCUCUUUAAAUGAUGGCUUUCAAGCACAACAUACAAAGAUGGUGGAGAACCCAUGCAAAUCAGCACAGCAGUUAUAACAUUUCCUGACCAGGGGGCUUAAAUGAAGCACAGACAGUCUUCUUGGGAUCAAAAUUUAUCUAGGAAGGAAAACAUUAUUUUGCUAAGCAAAUCAAAUGGGUGGCAACCAGAGACUCAUUGCACCAGCUAAUUCUAGUAAACUACUGCAUAAAGAUUGUUUGGACAGACCAACAUUUAAACUGCCCAUGGUCUCUUAUAGUUUGAACAAAACAACAAACUUUGAUUUGUUUAAAAUGGAACCAGUGGGUCUCAAAGCUUGGGGUGGAGAGGCAAAUAUUUUUCUGCUUUGUACACCAUGUGAAGAGACCCCCCCCCCCCGACACACAACAUUUGAUUUUUAAAAAGUUUAGUUUUAAAACUGUCCAAAGUAUUGAAAGUAGCUCGUGUUCCAUCACACUAAAGCAGUGGUUCUUGACCUUCCUAAUGCUGUGACCCCUUAAUACAGUUCCUUAUGUUGUGAUGACCCCAACCGUAAAAUUAUUUUUGUUGCUACUUCACAACUGUAAUUUUGCUACCGUUAUGAAUCAUAAUGUAAAUAUCUGUUAUGCAGGAUGUAUUGUCAUUCACUGGACCAAAUUUGGCACAAAUACCCGAUUCGCCCAAAUUUGAAUACUGGUGGGGUAGUGAGGGGGAUUGAUUUUACCAUUAGGGAGUUGUAGUUGCUUGGAUUUAUAAUUCACCUACAAUCAAAGAGCAUUCUAAAGUCCACCAACGAUGGAAUUGAACCAAACUUGGCACACAGAACUCUCAUGACCAACAAAACAUAAUGGAAGGGUUUGGUGGGCAUUGACCUUGAGUUUGGGAGUUGUAGUUCACCUACACCGAGAGAGCACUGUGGACUCAAACAAUGAUGGAUCUGGACCAAGCUUGGCACAAAUACUCAAUAUGCCAAAAUGUGAACACUGGUGGAGUUUCGGGAGAAUAGACUUUUGGCAUUUGGGAGUUGUAGUUGCUGGAAUUUACAGUUCACCUACAAUCAAAGAGCCCCUUGAACCCCACCAACGAGGGAAUUGGGCCAAAGGACAGGCAGACAGAUCUUCAUCCUUCUCUGCCAAAGGGGCCUAAGACCAUCAGAAAUAUGUGUUUUCUGAUGGUCUUUGGCGACCCCUCUGAAGCCCUCUCACAACCCCCCCCCCAAGGGUCCUGACCCCCAGGUUGAGAAGAACUGCAUUAGAGCAUGGCUCCACUUUGAAUCCAGUUUCUGCCUCCUGCAGAAUUCUGGGACUUGUAGUUUAGGGAGGGGCCAUUAAAAUGCUCAGCCAGAGAGAUUCUGGGCCUCACUAAACUACCAACCCCAGAAUUCUGCAGAAGGCAAAAACCAGUUUUAAAUUGGACCCAUGCUCUAGUGUGAUGAGGCUGAUUUUUUGAAAGAUAAAAAUAUGCUAAUGGCAUAAUAAGUUUUCACAAGAAAACUUCUGAUUAACCCUAACUAGGCAAGAAAGGCAAGACUGUUUAAGAGAUUUAUUUUGUUUGGAAAUACUAGUCAUAACCACAGUGAAACUACUGAAUAAUAUGAGGUCCCCGAGCUGCCUCUGUAUUCGUUGUUUAUGCAGUUAAAUUGCCACAAUCUGGUUUCAGAAAAAAAAUUCACACACCUACUGUUCUCAUUCAUCAUUAUUAGAAACACUCUUCUUGAUAAGUCCAGAAAAUCACGAGUCCACUAGAAUUUAUGCAGGACAGGACAGGAGGCAGGAUGAAAACUUGCAUCAAAUAAGGAAGAGGAUGGUGUGUGCACACAUUAGAUCACUUUCUGGAAUAAAGUUAUCAACCAGCCCUUUAGAUAUUGAAGCAACAGUUCUCGCUCAUCAAGUAGAUGAGACGUGUCUCACAGACCCCCCAGUUGUACAUCUCAUUAUCUGCCAUAGUCAACUAGCCAACAUGAACUCUGCAAUCUGAAAAGUGUAGAUGGGUAGGAUGGUUGGUUGAAGAAACUCUGUUGCAGGGCUAAGAAUAGUAUGGACUUUGACAUUGGUGAAUGCAUAUCACAACAUCUGUCACAUUCCUUAUGUUGGUUAAAUUAUGGUGAAAUUGAGAGAUAUUGAUGAAUUUUAUCAAUAACGAGGGAUGGCAGAAUCAUAGGGAGGAGCAGACCAGCAAUAGGAUGCAUACAACAUCAUUUGAUAAGGACCAUCAACAAAGGUGACUGUCCAGCUGCAAUGACCAUUUGCCAGCCGCCUGCAAUAAAGUCCUAUCUGUCAAUUUUAUUCCUAUUCAAACAGUUCAUGGCUAGUGCCAGGAAUCAGAGUGACAUAUGCAAAGGCGGUUCCCAGUGUUUCACCUCAGUAUCAAAAUGCAGUCUUACACAUCUACUAAAAUGUACAUCCCUAUGAUUUCACUCUGGCUUAUAGUCCCAAGUAGAGACAGUCCCUGAGUUACAAAUGUCCAACUUACAAAUGACUCCUAGUUAAGAAUAGAGGUGAAACAACAGGAAAUGUGAGAUAGCUACUGCUCAGAAGAAAAAUUCACUCCUGAAAGAGUUAUCAUGGGGAAAAGGUGCCUCCACUGAAGCUUUAUCACCAAUCCUUGUUUCCACAACAAGCCAUUUUUUUCAAAAUCCAGUUAUCACAGAGACAGAAAGUGAGGUGAAAUCUUCUGAACAGGGGCACAGAAAGGAGAAUAAACCUCCAGAACAUUUUUUUUCAUAAGUUAGGGACUGCCUGUACAUGGUUAUAGAACCAUAGCCUUAGUGUAUUAUUUUAAUGCUCUAGAAAUUAUUAAACUGGUAAGUAGCAACUGAUAUUUAAUGAUACAACUGCAGCGUAUGUUGUAGCAUCUAAAGCUGAUCAUGAUAAUUGGAUUGCCCCUUUUUGAAGCUGAAUACUUUGAUUUUGCUUAUAUUGACACAGACAUCCUUUUGUGAAUAGUAAAUGUAUCUCAGUUAUCAGCUCUGCAAAAGAUAAUUAAAAUAAGUCUAACAGGAACAUUUCUGUCCUUCAAGGGGGACUCCUUCAGUCCUCAAAUAAGUACCAAGGAAUAUGAAAAUCCCAUAGACUUAAGGAUCUUUUAAUGGAGGUUGUUUUAUUUCUUCUUGUUGCUCUGUGGGUUUUUUUUUUAAAAAAACCUAGAUGAUGUUUUCUGUUGUUGAAAGUAUUUUCUGUAAAUUCUCAGCACCAGCAUUAAUGUUUUAUUUCCUCGAUUGAGUGCUUUUCUUUUUCAUUCUGAAAUUGGAAUAAAAAAGUACCAAUCCUCACUUUUCUGCCAUUUUUAAAAAGAAUUAGACUUCAACAGUGAAUCAGUGACAUGAACCUUAUACACUAUAAACUCAAAAAUAAAAUCAACAAAAUUGUCUUUCAAAUCAUAGAACCACCUCAACAAAUUAUAUCCUUUUUUAAAAAAGUAAUUGGAUCUGGUCACUGAAAAGCCAAGAAAUUGCCAUAAACAAUCACAAAAAUGGAAUACUUUUAUGUGUAGGAGCCAGCAAUUAACAAAAUGUAGUGAAAUGUAUCACGAAAACUAACACUUCUUCAGACUCACCCAAAGGAACUUUCAUUUCUUCUAUUCAUAAUAUGUUUUUAUACCAAACCAUUUAAGAUAACUUCCAGAUACACAGAAUGCAAUUGUCACCCCAAUCUCUUAAAAGGUGCAGCUUCAGAGACAGGGCCAACAAAAUAACCAAGCAUUUCUUGCUCCUAGAAAGGAAGUUGUAUUCUGAAAAAACUCAGAAGAGGUAGAAAAAAAUACAGAGAACUGGAGCUCCAGUGCUGGCACCAAGAUGAAGGAUUGCUGAGCAGUGACAAUGUAUUGGCUUUUAUAGUUUUAUAGUGUUGUACCACCCUUUCGGGUGUUACUCAAUCAGACAGUUUCACACCAUGGUCCAUGUCCCCACCCUAUGGCCUCCCUUUGUCCAGUUCUUAUCAGUAGGGUCUGUUUGCCUCAACCCAACAUGUACGCAGCGAGUACUGAUGUCAAUCAACAGGGGAGGGUCAGGCAAGCCUCUGGCUUACCAAGGCCAUCUGUGUCCAGCAGGGUAGGUGACGGGAUACUCACACCAUCUUAUUCCAGCCUUCAGUUCUAACCCAAUCCAGCAUCUAUUUGCUUCAAGCUAAUGAAUGGCUUUUUGGGUUCCAGCCUGGUUUUUUUUGUCUGCUGAGCAACCAUUAACUAUGCAAACUCAAAGCUACAAAAAUCAGCUUGAUGGACAUUUGAUUGACUGGCUGAUUAAAUAAAACCUUUUAUCACAAUGUCAAUUCAGCACGCACUGGACCACUCUGUCAGCAGCUUACAUUUUGGAAGAAUAUUAUCUGCAAAUGAAGCAAAUAAAAGCUGCCUUGAGUUGUGUAAACCACUCUGAAUUCCAGUAUAAGAAAAAGGUGGGUAGAUAAGUAAGUAAGUAAGUAAGUAAGUAAAUAGUAGUAUAUUCAACAGGUACAAGUGAUUUGAAUAGUGUCCUGGUCUGAAUCAUGAUCUCCAUUUGGAAUUUAACUACAACCAUGACCCAUUGAAUGUAACACAAAACCAGUGUAAUGGUUGUGCAUUGCUAUUUUUUCAUUUUUAUUUCCCUAUAUAGAAUGUUAAUUUUAAAAUAAAUAAAUUAGAAACAAUGUAUCAAUAUUUUCUAAACACUUCACAUUUUCACUGACUCAUGAGUCUGUAUCUUGAUAAUCAGUUUGGCUGCAGGGAAUACAUACAGAUAUUUUUCUUCUUUUUCCAUAUCUUGAUAUUCCAGUAUAAUUGGACCUGAUGAAGAGUUCCAGAAAACUUUAAAACUUGCUAAAUUUGUGACAUCUUACUGAUUCAAAGAAAGGUAUCACACAAUUCUGGUUUUUAUUUAUUAUUUAAUCAUGCAAAUAUCUUGCCUAUCUGUGCAAGAAUAAGAAUUAACUUUGCCAUCCAAGAAGACAGUAGAACGAGAGUCUUCAACAGCUGCAAAGGCUGGAACAAAACCCUGGAACAGAACCUUUGUCAGUUAACAUUUCUUUGUCUACAGUAGUUUUGUCCUUUUUUUUGCACUUGUUGCUUCAGAGCUUACACUUUUAUACUGAUCAUUUAUCAUUAAUUCAAUACUGUUUAAUUCAUACUGCGUAGAUGAGUCAUUUCAAAUUCUAAAGUAUAUAAAAUGUUUUGCUAAUUGGCUUGUAAAUAAUUAAUUGACUGUUACCUUGCUCCAAUGUGGUUUUGAAAUGAAAAGGAGAGCAGCAUCAACAUUUAAAGAGUGUGGAAAGGAGAAGAGCAAAGGUAAUACUGGAAAGUUACAUCUAUAUAUAAAAAAUGAAAUGCCUGAUAUGGUUAGGUUAGGCACAAAUAUACAGUUUCCUUUAGAAUGAUUUACCAAACACAUUAGGCAUUUUACAAUUUUAUAAAUUUAAUUUUCUGAUGCCACUUUAAUGUUUUUCCUUUGAUAAAGUGUAGUAUAUUAAAAUGUUGAUGUUAAUAACUUGCAGAAGUUGUUUCUUACUUAUACAUAAUGGAGCAUUUCACAGAAAUUUGUAAAAUUUAGGAGGAAAGGAUCUUGCUUAAGAAUGGAUUUUUUCCCUGGUGAUUGUAAAGCUUAAAACACAUGUAUCAGAUUCAAGGCCCAAGAGCUAAAUCCGAUCCUCCAGAUGCUGGACCACAACUCCUGUAUUCCUCAUCAUUAGACAUCACAACUAUAGCUGACGGAAGGCUGCAAUUUGUUCUGUUUAGUCAGGAUAAUAGGGUUUGAAUUUAGAUCCAAGUCUUGUGGAUAUUAUAUCUGACUUUAUAUUGUCCUUUAACCUUUCCUCUGAGCCACAAGUGAUGUUGGGUUGCUAUUCCCACUAUCCCCAGUCCACAUGGUGGAUAAUCAAAAGUGAUGGAAGUUGUCAUUCAAUAACAUUUGGGGACCCAAAAUAGACAAAAAUAGAGAGCACUGGCUACUAUGUAAAUAAUUAUUUUAGGCCCUCUGUAUCCACAGAUUUUCCAUCCAUGGAUUCAACAUGGAUUUGAAAGCAACCAUAAGGCUCAUGUGCACUUGGUAGAAAAUGAGAUUGACCACCCUGGCUUAAAAGUUGUCAGAGUUCAAAUGGAUAUCUUACCACAAGUAAGCCAUUAGACUUGAGAAGCUAUUCUUGAUAAGCACUAUGUGAUAUUUCCUUUGAUGCAUGCUUUAGGGACAGUGGUAUUUAUUUUCUGUUUUCAUAAAAUCUGCAGUGAAACAAGCAGUCAUCACUGGAUUGCAAAUGAUAAUAAAUGCACAUACUCGUCAGACAUAAGCAUUCAGACACCUACUUUCUGAAAUCUUAAAGGAUUUCCAAAACUGGGUCGAUCUCAAGCAUUCAAGUUGUUGUUGCUUGACUGAAACAAACCUCUACUUCUUCAUGAAAAGCAAGAGGAAGUUACCACUAGAAAAACAAGAAAACCACUCCUUAGAUACCACCCACCUGCCAUAGAUCGAAUGUGCUUUGGCGUCCUCUUGCAACAAUAUUGCUAAAGAAUCUUCAGUGAAUCCUUGCUAAGAGAUGGAAGCUGCUCAGUUGGCAACUACAUCAGCAAUGACAGAAAACUGGAGCAGCAACUUUGAAGCAUACCCCAUUGAUUAUGAUGGAUUAGAUUCAAUGAAUAUCUGCCACCUGGAACUGCCAUUUGCUUACAUCUUUAUCCCCAUUCUCUAUUUCCUCAGUUUUCUUAUUGGUUUCUUUGGGAACCUAUUUGUGAUCCUACUGAUGGCACGAAAACAAGGCAGCAAAAGGCUUGUGGAUACCUUCGUUCUCAAUCUGGCCAUAGCUGACCUGAUCUUUGUAUUUACUUUGCCUUUCUGGGCUUUGUCAGCAGCUCUUGAUGGCUGGCUCUUUAGUGAAGGACUAUGCAAGCUGAGCAGCUAUACCAUCUCUGUCAACCGCUGCUCAAGUAUCUUGUUCCUGACUGGCAUGAGCAUGGAACGCUUCCUUGUGAUGACCAAGCGUUGGGAUGCCAAGUCCAUUGGAACCAGGAAGAAUGCCAUCACGAGCUGUGGAUGCAUCUGGGCAAUCUCACUACUGCUAGGAAUACCAUCACUGGUCUACAGAAACCUGACCUUCAAGGGAGACAGCAAAUAUUCAUGCCAGGGUGACCCCCCUGCCACCUUCAGUGUGGUCAUGCUCAGCUUAACCUUCCUGUUGCCUUUGGGAGUCAUCUUGUUCUGCUAUUGCUCUAUCUUCUCCAAACUUCGGAGCCAUGCCAGACUAGGCAAAAGAAGAAACAACGCCCUUAAAAUCAUCUUUACCAUCAUUGGGGCAUUUGUCUGUUCUUGGCUGCCUUUCAACACCUUCAAGAUGAUCUUCACUAUGACUCAGAACAUUGAGCUCUCUUGCCAGGCCCUGAGAACUCUCUUCGGGGGACUCACCAUCACCGCUUGCCUGGCUUUCGUAAACAGCUGUAUCAACCCUGUCAUCUAUGUCUUUAUGGAUCAGCACUUUCGACGGCAGGUCCUGAUGUAUUUCCCUGGAUUUUGCAAAGCAAAGGGAAAUAUGCAAGCCUCCAGCAUGUCCUUUUCAUCUACAGAAUCAAGUGUUUUGUUUGGCAGCAGGAAAAAGCUCCCACCCGCCACAUCUGUUCAGAUAUGAAACACAGUAAAAGAUGUAUGAGUUUGUAAACCUCCAAGAUUUGGCACGUUUUUGGCUUGGACUGCUGAAAAUAACCACAGGCUUUUUGAAUUAUGUUGAUUACGAAAAAGAGGGUAAGGAGAUGGUCUGUAAAUGUGGGUGGAAAAUUGAUAUAUUUUGACUAUCUGUUGUAAAUUACAAUAAAAAAGAAUAUAUUUUUAUCAUUUCUAAUGUGUAUACACAAAAUAACUACCACUUAUAUAAUUUGACCCAAUUUCUAUUGCAUAAUAAGAAUAGAGAUUUAACAUAUACUCAUCUUUAUAAAGCUAUUUCUGCUUGCUAAAAUUGAGAUGUGCUAUGACUGAAAAGGAGUGGCUUGUAAUUACAAGUGUAUCUGCAGCUUAAUGUGAAUUAUUUUGCUUUUACUUCCAAUUACAUAUGUUCUCCCCACCCCAUUAUUGGAUUUUUGUGUAGUUUUUGUAAAUUUGAUGACUAGAUCUUGAUUGCUCAUUGAAAAUGUUUAGCAUGAAAGAAAAAUAAACAACAUUGUAAUUCUAGAGCAGAUUUUUUUAAAGCAAUAAGACAAGCAGGGAGACAAAACUCCACCAAAUCCUGUAUGCUUAAUUAAAGAAGAAUAUAGAACUAAAAUUGUUCUGCUGUUGUGACAUUAUUCAAAAAUUCUUGACAAUUUCCUUUGUAUCUAGGUUUCUCACAAUAUGCUUUCUUAGUUUUGAUUAAAACUGUAAAUCUAA